Molecule: messenger RNA, 471 nt
Organism: Drosophila rhopaloa
Lineage: Eukaryota; Metazoa; Arthropoda; Insecta; Diptera; Drosophilidae
Product: U6 snRNA-associated Sm-like protein LSm2
Exons: 3
Coding region: 65-352 (95 amino acids)
Biological process (GO): mRNA splicing, via spliceosome
Cellular component (GO): U6 snRNP; U4/U6 x U5 tri-snRNP complex; Lsm1-7-Pat1 complex
Molecular function (GO): RNA binding
Source: RefSeq, a predicted model, not a curated record
UUACGCGACGUUGCCAGACCUCCAACAACAACGCGUUCCGCAAAAACUGCAAUAAACAAUAACAAUGCUCUUCUAUUCGUUCUUCAAGUCGCUAGUGGGCAAAGAAGUAGUCGUCGAACUCAAGAACGACCUCAGUAUAUGUGGCACCCUGCACUCGGUGGACCAAUAUCUGAACAUCAAGCUGACGGACAUCAGCGUUACAGAUCCGGAUAAAUACCCCCAUAUGCUGAGCGUUAAGAAUUGCUUUAUCCGGGGCUCCGUAGUACGCUACGUGCAACUUCCGGGCGACGAGGUGGACACUCAGUUGCUCCAGGAUGCGGCUCGAAAAGAGGCUGUUGUAACCACGAGAUAGAAAUCCCAGGAAUCCCAGCACCUGCCCAGGAUCAGCCCUUAAAUAGUUUCCAAAUAUCUGCCCUACAAUUAAGUGAAAUUCUGUUAAAGCAAAACCAAUAAGAGGAUUCCCCGUAAGAA